UGUAGAUACUUUAGAAGAAGAGCCAAUGAAUCCUGAUAAGUUCACCCACAAGACAAAUGAAGCCAUUGCCGGGGCGCAUGAACUAGCAAUGAGUGCUGGUCAUGCACAGUUCACUCCUCUUCACCUUGCAGUCGCUUUAUUAUCUGAACCCAGUGGCAUUUUCUCUCAAGCGAUUAGCAACGCUGGCGGUGAAAAUGCUGCUCAGUCUGCAGGAAGAGUGUUCAAUCAAGCCAUGAAGAAACUCCCUUCUCAAACCCCACCGCCUGAUGAAAUUCCGGCCAGUACUACUCUUAUCAAAGUAAUUAGACGGGCCCAAGCAGCACAAAAGUCUCGUGGUGACACCCAUCUUGCUGUUGAUCAGUUAAUUCUAGGACUUCUGGAGGAUUCUCAGAUUGGAGACUUGUUAAAGGAAGCUGGGGUUGCCACGGCAAGAGUGAAAUCUGAGGUGGAGAAACUUCGUGGGAAGGAAGGCAAGAAGGUGGAGAGUGCUUCUGGGGACACUACAUUUCAAGCUUUGAAGACUUAUGGGAGAGACCUUGUUGAACAAGCAGGAAAGCUUGAUCCAGUCAUUGGCCGAGAUGAAGAAAUUAGGAGGGUCGUUAGAAUCCUCUCAAGGAGGACUAAGAACAAUCCGGUCCUCAUUGGAGAGCCUGGAGUUGGUAAAACUGCUGUGGUCGAAGGGUUAGCUCAGAGAAUUGUACGAGGAGAUGUUCCUAGUAAUCUUGCUGAUGUGAGGCUUAUUGCGUUGGAUAUGGGUGCUCUGGUUGCGGGUGCAAAGUACAGGGGAGAAUUUGAGGAGAGGUUGAAAGCUGUCUUGAAAGAGGUGGAGGAAGCUGCGGGCAAAGUGAUUUUGUUUAUUGAUGAAAUUCACCUUGUACUUGGAGCUGGUCGAACUGAGGGAUCAAUGGAUGCUGCUAACCUCUUCAAGCCCAUGCUUGCAAGAGGCCAGCUUCGGUGCAUUGGUGCUACCACACUUGAGGAGUAUAGGAAGUAUGUGGAGAAAGAUGCUGCGUUUGAGAGAAGGUUUCAACAAGUUUAUGUGGCCGAGCCUAGUGUCCCUGAUACUAUUAGCAUCCUUAGAGGAUUGAAAGAAAGGUAUGAGGGUCACCAUGGUGUCCGCAUUCAGGAUCGUGCUCUUGUUGUUGCCGCACAGCUAUCAGCUCGUUACAUUACUGGACGUCAUCUCCCUGAUAAAGCAAUUGAUUUGGUUGAUGAAGCCUGUGCCAAUGUGAGGGUGCAGCUUGAUAGUCAACCUGAGGAAAUAGACAAUCUUGAGAGGAAGAGAAUGCAAUUGGAAGUUGAACUUCAUGCUCUAGAAAAGGAGAAAGAUAAAGCUAGCAAAGCCCGUCUUGUUGAAGUCCGGAAAGAACUUGAUGAUCUGAGGGACAAGCUUCAACCACUAAUGAUGAAGUAUAGAAAAGAGAAGGAAAGGAUUGAUGAGAUAAGGCGGCUUAAGCAAAAGAAGGAAGAGCUCCUCUUUGCACUGCAAGAGGCUGAAAGAAGAUAUGAUUUGGCCAGAGCUGCUGAUUUGAGAUAUGGGGCAAUUCAAGAAGUGGAAUCUGCCAUAGCACAGCUUGAAGGAAACACUAAUGGAAACACAGAUGAAAACGUAAUGCUGACUGAGACUGUUGGACCAGAACACAUCGCUGAGGUGGUGAGCCGCUGGACUGGCAUUCCUGUUACAAGGCUUGGCCAGAAUGAUAAAGAGAGGUUAAUUGGGCUAGCUGAGAGGUUGCACAAGAGAGUGGUCGGACAAGAUGAUGCAGUUAAUGCGGUUGCUGAGGCUGUGUUGAGGUCAAGGGCAGGACUUGGUAGGCCACAACAACCUACUGGCUCAUUCCUCUUCUUGGGUCCAACUGGUGUUGGUAAAACUGAGCUUGCUAAGGCGCUUGCCGAGCAACUCUUUGAUGACGAAAACCUUCUGGUGAGAAUCGACAUGUCAGAGUACAUGGAACAGCACUCUGUAUCACGGCUAAUUGGUGCGCCACCUGGGUAUGUCGGACAUGAAGAAGGCGGACAACUUACAGAAGCUGUGAGGCGGAGGCCUUAUAGUGUUGUACUGUUUGAUGAAGUGGAGAAAGCGCACAUAGCUGUGUUUAAUACUCUUCUUCAAGUUCUGGAUGAUGGAAGAUUAACAGAUGGUCAAGGCCGCACUGUUGAUUUCCGAAAUACAGUGAUCAUCAUGACUUCAAACCUGGGAGCUGAGCACCUCUUAUCGGGACUAAUGGGCAAGGUGUCAAUGCAAGUUGCCCGCGAUCGAGUUAUGCAAGAGGUGAGGAAGCAUUUCAGGCCAGAGCUUCUGAAUCGGCUCGACGAAAUUGUAGUUUUUGAUCCUCUCUCUCAUGACCAAUUGAGGAAAGUUGCUAGGCUCCAAAUGAAGGAUGUCGCGAUCCGCCUUGCCGAAAGGGGUGUAGCUUUGGCUGUUACGGAUGCUGCAUUGGAUAUUGUAUUGGCCGAGAGCUAUGAUCCAGUUUAUGGUGCUAGGCCUAUCAGGAGAUGGCUUGAAAAGAAGGUGGUGACGGAGCUAUCAAGAAUGCUACUGAGGGAGGAGAUUGAUGAGAACUCGACGGUAUACAUUGAUGCAGGCCCACAUGGGGAUGAUUUGGUGUACCAGGUGGAUAAAAACGGAGGAUUCGUCAAUGCAGCCACUGGACAAAAAUCUGAUGUAUUGAUCCAAAUCCCGAAUGGACCGAGAAGUGAUGCUGCUCAGGCAGUGAAGAAGAUGAAGAUUGAGGAGAUUGAAGAUGAUGAGGAGAUGGUUGAGGACUAAAAACAUGCAGAGUUUUGAAAGGCGUUUGAGAGAGAGCAUUUUGUGGUUGUGUCUUUUGAAGUGAAGAAAUAAUAGUGUUCUCUUUUUAAAGUUGAUGUAAUUUUUUGAUGUUUUGAGUUGGUUGAAUUGUAAAAAUAUGGGGCUAUCGUCCCCUUGUGUUUUGUUUAUAGGAAUUUCUCUUAACUGA
This is a messenger RNA of Pistacia vera, 2957 nucleotides long. Its product is annotated as chaperone protein ClpB1. Bases 26 to 2770 code for a protein of 914 amino acids. Gene Ontology annotation, molecular function: ATP hydrolysis activity; ATP binding. The transcript is spliced from 6 exons. Gene Ontology annotation, cellular component: cytoplasm. Lineage: Eukaryota; Viridiplantae; Streptophyta; Magnoliopsida; Sapindales; Anacardiaceae. The record is from RefSeq and is a predicted model, not a curated record. Gene Ontology annotation, biological process: cellular response to heat.